AUGCCACUUGAUAAUCCUUAUCAGAUACCAGCAGCAACAACUGUAGUAACAACAAUAUUCCCACCUUCAACGACAACAACAACAACAACUACAACACCAUUAACAACAACAGCAAAAGCCUACUAUCUAAUCGAAAGUAUCGAUGAAACAGUUGAACCAUGUGAAGAUUUUUACCAUUUUGCUUGUGGAACAUGGCUGAAAAAUGCUCGAAUCCCUGAAGAUAAUCUUUUAUCAUCAACACCGGGAAAUGGAGCCGUUGAACCAAAAGCUGUUAUUAAUGCUCGUAAUUUAUACAAAUCAUGUAUAAAUGACACAAAUAUUGAAAUUGAUGGUGUCGAACUCGUUCUCCCUAUCAUUAAUACUGAGCUUGGUGGAUGGCCUAUUUUACAAGGUGCUUCAUGGAAUGUUUCGACUUUUAACUUAUCAAAUCUUUUACUCAAACUGCGUAAAUACGAUAAUGGAAUCGUUUUUAGUGUUGCUACAGCAACUGAUCAAAAAAAUGCAUCAGUUUAUGACAUUGACCUCGGACAAGGUAGUCUCGGUUUACAAGAAAGAGAAUAUUACAAUAUUGAAACGAAUGUUACUGCACCUUACCGUCAGUUUAUGAAUGAUUUAGCUUCGCAAUUGACAAAUGAAACAUCAUCAAUUCCAGCUGAUGUUCUUGCCAUUUAUUUAUUUGAAAAAAGUAUUUCUCAAUAUCAUUGGACCUUAUAUGAACAACUGCGUCGAGUUAAUGAAACUAUUCAAACAACUGUUGGAAAUCUUUCUAAUUCAUUCAAAUCUAAUUUUGAUUUUACUAAUUACCUUCGUCAAUCGUAUCUCAUUGGCAAUGUAACUUUACUCGAUACCGACAUCGUAUCUGUCAGUGAAGUUGCAUAUUUAGUAAAUCUUUCUUUAAUUCUUGAGCAAACUCCAGCACGUGUUGUUCAAAAUUAUUUAAUUUGGCGUUUUAUGAUGAAUCGAGCAAGUAGUAUGCCAAAACGAAUUCGAAGUACUCGCGAACAAUUUGAUCGAGUAUUUUAUGGCAUAAGUUCUGAACCAGCACGUGCAACAACUUGUGCUAAUUACGUUAAUGAUAAUAUGGGUUUCGCAGUUUCUAGACUUUAUAUUAGAAAAUAUUUUAAUGAUAAUGCUCGUAAUCAAUCAAAAGAGCUCAUUAAAAAUAUUCGAAGUUCAAUGAUGACUAUGCUUCAACAAGCGUCAUGGAUGGAUAAUGAAUCAAAACAAAAAGCUAUUGAUAAAGCUCAAGCUAUCUAUGAAAAUAUUGGUUAUCCAGAUUAUGUAGCUAGUGAUAAUAUAACACAAUUGGAAAAAAUGUAUACUGAAUAUGUUUUUAAUGCAUCAUAUAUUAAUAAUGUUCUUGAAAUGCAACGAGUUAAAGCUCGAGAAGAUUUUCGAACACUUCGUGAAGUUGUUGAUCAUCGUUCAUGGGGUGAUCUUCCUCCAACUGUAGUCAAUGCUUUCUAUGAACCAUCGACAAAUGCUCUCUCCUUUCCAGCUGCUAUCCUGCAAAUGCCGUAUUUUAAUAAAGAUGCACCCAACUAUCUUAACUAUGGUGGUAUUGGUAUGGUAAUCGGACAUGAAAUAACACAUGGAUUUGAUGAUGAUGGUCGUCAAUAUGAUAAAAAUGGAAAUCGAGUUCCUUGGUGGUCAAAUAGUAUAAUAAACCAAUUUAAUGAACGUAAACAAUGCAUCAUUGAUCAAUAUAGCAACUAUACAUUGAAUGGUGAACAAACACAAGGAGAAAAUAUUGCUGACAAUGGUGGUAUCAAAAGUUCAUUCUUUGCAAGUCAAUCAUAUGCAUGUGUUGAAAAUUUUGAAAAUGUAAAUCUUUAUUAA
Messenger RNA from Rotaria sp. Silwood1, 1839 nucleotides. The record is from the annotation of a GenBank genome assembly. NCBI's taxonomy places the organism in Eukaryota, Metazoa, Rotifera, Eurotatoria, Philodinida, Philodinidae.